GCCACACUAGCAGUUAAAUCGGUAUGGCACACGUAAGACUUUACAUUGCUACAAGAACUUCCCGCCAACGAGAGUGCAGCCGUUGGAAAUCAGAGGUUAUUACUUAUUGUCAUCACGCAAGAUUUCUUCCUUCGUUCUUUAUCUCAAAUAAGCUCGGGUGUAUCUACCCUGCGAUGAAUCCUACUUCGUACACAAUACAAGCGUCUCAUUCCUUCUGUCGGAAAACCUAUUGUUUCCGUGAUUGGUUAACUCAUUGACACGUUAAACCAAUCAAUAGCAGCUGAGUCCCUGCCGAACCUGGUGGUUCAACCCCGGGGCACCUAGAUCCCUUGGACAGAUAUAAAUGCCGCGCGAGGGACGCACAACAUGUUGAUGUUUUCGGAUCUUAGUCCUUGUGAUCGUCCUCAAAGUCGAGCUGCCUCCUGUCGAACGAACAGUAUCCCCGAUUCAGCCUUGCUCUUCUUUACUGUAUUUUCUUGAAUCAUGCCAGAGCUAUCCUUCACUCCCGUCCUUCCCAAGGGGAGUCUCGUCCUUGUGUCGGGGGCAAAUAGCAUGCUGGGAAGUCAUGUUGUAAAACAGCUCUUGGAAUACGGAUACAAAGUCCGGGGGACAGUCCGUGACGUGGAGAAAAACGCCUGGAUGGUGGAUUUCUUCAAGAGCUACGGAGAAGAAAGCUUCGAGCUCGUGAGGGUCCUUGAUAUUGCAGUGGCGGGGGCAUUUGACGAUGCAAUCCAGGGAUGUGCUGGCGUGAUCCAUCUGGCAAUGGUCACGAACUGGGCUCCAAAUCAUCCAGAUGAUGUCGUACCACUCGCCGUCGCCGCAACAUUGGGGUUCCUCAAAUCUGCCGCCGACACCCCGAGUGUAAAGCGUUUCGUGCAUUGCUCCUCUUCAGCAGCAGCCAGAAGACCGACUGCCAACGUACGACGGGUGAUUGAUUCAGACACGUAUAACGAUGAGACUGUUCAAGCCAUUUAUGCCGAUAAAGGAGAAAUACAAGGACUCGACAAAGCAUUUGCCGUCUAUACCGCGAGCAAAGUUCAGAGCGAGAAAGCAGCUUGGAAGUUCGUGGAAGAAAACAAGCCUCCCUUUGUAUUUAAUACGGUUCUUCCCGAACUUUGUUUUGGCGAAAUAUUUAACGCGGAGAAGCAAGGCUUUCCAUCUUCGGCCGGAUUUGCCAAGGCCUGCUUUGAGGGAGACCUUAACUCCUUCGCAUUCCUUCCGCCCCAACAAUAUGUCAAUACGGAAGACGCCGCUGUGACCCAUAUUGCAGGCUUGAUUCACCCGGACGUCACCAGCGAGCGACUGUUUGCCUUUGCUGAGCCGUUCAAUUGGAAUGACGUCCUUGCGGUCUAUCGCAAGCUGUUUCCAAGCAAUAAAUUCCUGGAUGAUAUGGACCUUGGUAAGGAUUUGUUGGAGAUCAAGGGACAUGAUAGAGUGGAUCGACUGCUGAAGGAGAUGGGACGACCCAAGGGGUUCAGGAAGCUUGAAGAGAGCCUCACCCAACUUACGAAGGCGUUCGCCUAGGUUGCUGCUUGGACAAUCCUGGAGAUAGGAUUGGGGAUAUUUCGCCCGAAUUAGUACUGAAUACUUUCCAUACCUAGAUACUGCCGAACACAAUCAAACCCAAGGU
Molecule: messenger RNA, 1630 nt
Organism: Eremomyces bilateralis CBS 781.70
Lineage: Eukaryota; Fungi; Ascomycota; Dothideomycetes; Eremomycetales; Eremomycetaceae
Product: aldehyde reductase
Exons: 4
Coding region: 484-1524 (346 amino acids)
Molecular function (GO): oxidoreductase activity, acting on the CH-OH group of donors, NAD or NADP as acceptor
Source: RefSeq, a predicted model, not a curated record